Molecule: messenger RNA, 1869 nt
Organism: Hibiscus syriacus
Lineage: Eukaryota; Viridiplantae; Streptophyta; Magnoliopsida; Malvales; Malvaceae
Product: dol-P-Glc:Glc(2)Man(9)GlcNAc(2)-PP-Dol alpha-1,2-glucosyltransferase
Exons: 8
Coding region: 143-1675 (510 amino acids)
Biological process (GO): dolichol-linked oligosaccharide biosynthetic process; protein N-linked glycosylation
Cellular component (GO): endoplasmic reticulum
Molecular function (GO): dolichyl pyrophosphate Glc2Man9GlcNAc2 alpha-1,2-glucosyltransferase activity
Source: RefSeq, a predicted model, not a curated record
AGCUGAACUCAGCAAUUGAAAAAACAUAGCUUGCUUGUUUCAUUUCUGGUACCCAAAGCUUAACAAAUGGUAGAAAGAUUUUUAUCGCUGAAAUAGUACUGGGAUAUAUCUGAUUUCUGCUAAGAGAAGAGAAGAGAAAAACAUGGGUCGAAAAGUGACGGCGGCGAUUGUGAGCCUUUGGGUAAUUCCCGUAUCCAUCCUGGUAAAUCGCAUUGUUCCUGACCCUUACAUGGAUGAGAUUUUCCACAUACCUCAGGCUCAAAAAUACUGCAAUGGUGAUUUCAUGAGCUGGGAUCCUAUGAUCACUACCCCACCUGGCCUGUACUAUCUUUCACUUGUUCAUGUUUCUGCUCUGUUUCCAAUUAAGUAUUUUCUACUACUGGCUUCAUCGUUCCCAGAAGUUUGCUCCACUGUGGUUCUUCGCUCUGUAAAUGGGGUCUUGGCAGUACUGUGCAGCAUUCUUGUGUAUGAGAUAAUAAUCCACUUGAGGCCAGGUCUUGAUGAUAGAAAAGCGACUCUUUUUGCUACAGUUCUAACCCUGUAUCCACUACACUGGUUCUUCACUUUUCUUUACUAUACUGAUGUUGCAUCACUUACUGCUGUGCUCGCCAUGUAUCUUGCAUGUAUGAAGAAGAAAUAUCUAUUCAGUGCUUUGCUUGGGGCAACAGCAGUUGUUAUUCGACAGACAAAUAUUGUAUGGAUGUUUUUUGUUGCCUGCUCCGAGGUCAUUGAUAUAACUAUGGCACAUCAAAAUGAUAGUGUGGAAGUAGAUGAUUUAAAGGCAUCAAACAAGGGUACCAUUCUGUCAACCCUUGAUACCGGUGUCCGUGUGAGUUCAAACUUGAGGAGAAGGAAGUCCAAGGGAAAUGCAAAGGCUAGCAAACAUUCUCCCUUCCAGAAAAACGCCUGUUCAACAUCCCGAACGUCAGGUCUGCUUCAAGAGAUUCAAGCUAUUGUUUUGACUUCAUGGCGCAUAAAGUGGGAGCUUUUGGUCUCCUUUAGCCCAUUCUUUUUUGUACUGCUGGCAUUUGUUGCUUUUCUCGUCUGGAAUGGGAGUGUAGUUCUUGGUGCAAAAGAAGCUCAUGUAGUUUCUCCACAUUUUGCACAAAUAAUGUAUUUUAGCCUUGUUUCUGCUAUUUUGGCGGCUCCUCUGCAUUUCACAAUCAGUCAUGCUCUAGAUUUGUUUCAGUCAUUCUGGAAGAACAGAAUUCUUGGAAUAUCCAUUCUAUUAUUGGCUUUGAUUGCCAGUUUCCUUUCCGUACAUUUUUUCAGCAUUGCUCAUCCUUAUCUUCUUGCUGACAAUCGGCAUUAUACCUUCUAUCUUUGGAGGAAGAUCAUGAAAUUUCAUUGGUCAAUGAAGUAUCUUCUGGUGCCAUUUUAUGUUUAUUCAUGGUUCUCAAUCUUCCGAUUAUUGGAUAAAACUCGGAGGAGGAUUUGGAUAUUGGUGUAUUUCGUUGCUACCUCUUCUGUUCUUAUUCCUGCUCCUCUGAUUGAGUUCAGAUACUACACCAUACCAUUCUAUUUUUUAAUUCUUCACACCAAUAUUAACGACAGCCGAAGUUGGCUUCUGAUAGGGAUUCUAUAUACAAUCCUCGACGCAUUUACGAUGACAAUGUUCUUGUUUCGGCCAUUCCAGUGGUACCAUGAGCAAGGGGUCCAGAGGUUCAUAUGGUAGGUAUGAAACACCAAAAGCUUAAACCGUGACGAGCAUCACAGAUUUAACUUAUCUUAGUAUUAUUCUUCAUUGGAUCAUGGAGAACUAACGCCCUUUAAUUCAUGUUUGGGCAUCUAAAUUUGACCGUGUUACUUGUAAUUUUUACAUUCAUGUCAAGAAAAUGGAUAUUUCAUGUUUGAUGCACACUUUGUAAC